AUGAAGGUAUUCUUACUCAAGAACGAAAAUAAUAAAGAUACUUAUAAAUCCACAUUAUCGCCGACUUAUGACCCAACAUUCAUCCCAUUGAUAACUCAUACAUUACAUGUUGAGAAAUUAUCCAAUUACCUUAGUUCAUUUAGUCAUGAUAUAAUCUUAAUCACAUCUCAAAGAUCAGUUGAAUGUCUUGAGAAAGCCUUACAAUUAAUAUCCCAAGAUAUACGAACCAAAGUUAUGAAUACCCCAACAUAUACCGUGGGGCCUGCAACUUCUAGGUACCUUGUUAGUCUUGGGUUUAGUGACGUAAGAGGUGGUAAAACAGGAAAUGGGAAUGAGUUGAGUAAGUUAAUGAUUGAUGAGAUUGGUGAUGAGAAGAUUAUUUAUUUUACUGGAGAAAUCAGAAAGGAUAUCAUUCCUAAUGCUUUGACCAAAGCUGGUAAGAACUGGGAAGAAACAGCUACCUAUGAGACCAUAACCAACGAUGAAGAUUCGGAAAUUUUCAAACAAAAUCUUGAAUUACUUAGUAAUGGUAGUGCAACUGAUUGGGUAGUUUUUUUCAGUAGUCAAGGUGUUGAACCAUUACUUAGCAAAGUCCAACAUUUCAAAAAGGCUGUAAUUGGACCUACCACAAACUCUUGGUUACAAGAAAGAGAUAUUAAAGUAGAUAUUGUAUGUAAUAAACCAAGCGAUGAAUCAUUAUUUAAUCAAUUAAAAGAGUUUGAUCAAUGUUAA
Messenger RNA from Yamadazyma jaroonii, 732 nucleotides. The record is from the annotation of a GenBank genome assembly. Lineage: Eukaryota; Fungi; Ascomycota; Pichiomycetes; Serinales; Debaryomycetaceae.